UGGGCGGGCGGCGGGGAACGCUGCGGCUCGUUCCCCCCCCCCCCCCCCUCCCCCCUUGGGCCCGGCCCGCUGAGCAGAGCUGCUCUGUGCCCGCAGGACGCGAGCGGAGCGCGGGACGAUGAACGCGCAGCAGCAGAGGAUGGCGGCGAUCGGCACCGACAAGGAGCUCAGCGACCUGCUGGACUUCAGCGCGAUGUUUUCCCCACCUGUUAACAGUGGGAAGACCAGGCCAACCACGCUGGGCAGCAGCCAGUUCGGAGGAUCAGGUAGGAUGCAAUGCAUUUGAGAUCCAUAACAUUGAUGUCAUCAGGGCUCAAUGUUUUUAGCUCAGUCCUCACGUGCUUGAGUGGAUACCUUCGUUAUAUGGAUUCUUUUAAGACUUUCAGAUGAAUUAGAGGUGCCUGGUUUGUAUUGGCUUUGUUGCAAUUCAGAGCAAAAUGUAAUACCACAGCUUUGCUCUCUGCCUUCACCUGCCUGUCCUGAUGGGGUGAGGUGCUGGGUAUGUCUGGUGGUGCUGAGGUGCAGCACGUCCAUCAGGUUGUCACAUCAGGAAUGAAGGCCUUUUAUGUGUGACUUUAUCAAACUUAGCUGGGCAGUAAGUAUUUGAAGUGAAAUAUCGAGUAACAAAAUACUCCUGACUCAAGAACCUAUUUUAGAAUUCAAAGGAAACGUAUGAGGUGGCGACUAACUUUGUAACAAACAAAGAGCAAAACAAAAACAGCCAAACAAAAGUCCAUCUAAUACUCCCCCCGCCUCAAGCCCUGGAAUUUUAGGAGUAACUGCCAAGAUGCCACCAGUUAAGAGGUCUGAAUCAGGUCUGAUUUAUUUUACUGUGUUAUUUGAGCAGUUUGGUAAAGGUUGCUUACUGGCACAAGUACAAACCGUGAUUGCUCACGGCUUCAGAUGUAUACUUCAACAAUGUAUAAAGUAGCAAAAGUCUUUUUUUGUUCCCUUCUGUUUCUCCCUUGAGAGCCAGGUUCAGUGCAAGAUGCACAGUUUCCUGGUACUGUGUAGCUGUCCAAAUUUAGACAGAUAUUUUCUCAUAUUGAACCUUCCUCUGUGCAUCCUGAAAAUGAAUAAUUGUAAUUAUACGUUGCAGUAUUUUGCUGCCUGCUGUUUUCACUGAGGUACACUUGAUGCCUACUUUCAGAAAGUUUUAAGCUAAGCCUCUAAGACAACAUAAAUGUAAUUUUCUAAAGUAGAUGUUUUGUAUGACAUCAUUCUUGGACAGGGCUUAGUUAUUAAGGCUUCUAAAACAGAAUCUAAAGUAGUAACUUUCUGAAGUGACUUGGUGGCUCUUGCUGGUUUGGGUUUUAGCUUUUCUGUUUGUGAUAUUUUUAUGAAUACGAGGAGGUGAUAUAUAUGAUUUUACUUAAGGUUAAUGAAAACAAAGGUUUAGUUAAGGUUAAUGAAAACAAAUGCCAGUAGAGGAGUGAAGUGGCUGAUGGAAGUUGUGCAGUGCUAUUGGCUGUUUACUUAAUGCAUUGUCGGAGCUGUCUCUCUGGGAGUCCAAAUGUUACCUUGAAUUGUAGUGACACGUGAGAAUUCUGGUUAUUAAAAACACUCUAAAACUUUGGAGACUCUUUAGAGACCAUCUUCCACAUUUAAUUAAUAAAAAUAUGUGGUAAUUGUUGAAUAAAUAUUUUAUUUCCUAAAACAUGUAAGUAGUUUCCACUUAUCUUUACAAGUAAAUUAAAUUAUUGGCAGUAGUGAGAUGGUGAUUCCAUGUGCAACACAGUUAAUCUUUCUUUUUCAUACAAAUAUUCAAGAUGGUUGUUUUUCAAGCACGUUUUGAAGGAGGUCCAGACAGCUAAAAUUUGUUUCAAGAAGCACAAUUUGAAGAUUUCCAUCCCCCUCCUUCUAUGCCUUGCUUUUCCUGAACAGGUGGAAUAACUUACUGUUGAAUAAUGAAGUUUUCACUUCUAGUUUAGGUCUUAGGGCAGCCCUAGUUACUGUGGUUUGCCCUCUUCGUAGGAAUUGCCUCCCCUGCUCUUUGUGGCUGGCCCAGGAAAAAAAUAAUAUCUAAAUACUGAGAUUCUCGGGGGGAACCAGUGUUACUGACUUCUUGAAUUUCUUUACUGAUAAUGGUGUAUCAUCACAUAGAUAUGAUCACGAGCAAUACAGUGCAGCUGUCUGGCAAUCUACAUCCUCAACUGAAUUCCCCUUGGCGCAGAUAAUGUUACAUAGCUAUGGAUUUUAGUUCAAAAUGUUUCUAGUUCGGAGAUUUACUAGUUUAUGGAAUUAUAUGCUUUAAUUCCUGUAAUGUUGCAACAGCCAAAGCCUUGACUUGGGGGGAUUGCUCUGUAGGGUGAUAAGGGGCCAACAACUUCAGUGUGAGUUGUGUUCUGAGUCAGCGUUUGGUGUUACAGGGAGACCUUGAGGAGCUCACUGACCAACUACAGGCAUUUCUAGCACUGAUUUAAUUGUCAUCUCAGUUUAAUUUCAAGUAUUCUGUAGCUUGUAGGCUGUUUAAUACUUUCUUUUUGUGUUUCUUUUUAAAAAUUAGCUUCUUGUAGUGGGGAAAAAAAAAAGUAUUUCUUAAAACUCUCUUAUGAACAAAGUGUACAGUAUGCACAAGUUCUUUGAAUACAGAACGGUGCUGCCUCUUACACAGACUUCCUGUGAUUUUGAUGACAGUGAAAGCUGUGCAGUUUGCUUUGCUGUCUUACCCAUUAAACACCAUUUUUUGAUGGUGGUUAGUCUUUUUCCUGGGGUCUUUGCAAGCAUACUAAAGGAAGAUGUUUUCUUAGUUGGAGCAAGACUUACUUUCUGACUUGUAACUGUAGAGUUCCCUUUUUUUCUCAUUUCAACUUUUUAUAAAGUAAUUUAAAAAAUGCCCAGAAAUGUUCCCUCAUCUAAGCUGCUUAGAGAGGCAGCUUAAUGGCUCCCAUUAAGUGGGUGAAAAUCAGUUGGCCCCCGGUUUAGAAGUUACUAUACAAGGAUGGUUAGGUUCUGCUUGGCUUUACUGUGUGGCUUUGUGAAGUCUUGGCAGUACCAAGGUGUAUGCUCUUAAUUCUGCAGAAAGAGGCUUGAUCUGGUACAAAAGUAUUUUUCGUGUCCAUGCUGUAAAAUGUGUAAUUGGAUUGCAUAGUAAGAAUGGCUGAUGACUGUUUUCUGCAAUUUCUGAGAAAGUGCUGCAGUGGAUUAAUACGUGUGCACUAUUUUGACUAAAAGCUAGCUCGAGUCUUCAGGAAUGUGUGGUGUCGGGGGAAGCUUGCUGCUGGUCAAUCAGUUAUGAAUGAAAGCUGCAGAUGAAAUAAGUGAGCUAAUCUGAUGUAUCAUAGUAUCUUAUGACAGUAAGUCAUGUAAGCUGCUGAUAAAGUCAAAUAACUUGGUCAGACUUGUGGUGAAAAUAAACAUAUUGGAAAAGCAACCUGAUACGUAGCUCUGAGUUAAGCUACAGAAUACUUCUUGUCACUGCUGUUGUUAUAUUCUCUUGUUUAAAACAACUUGCUAUUUCUUCCUCCCAUGAAACCAACUUGGGAAGAUAAAGCAGUUUCUGUGUUAGAUAUUGUGAAAGUAGAAGGCAGAGAUCACACAUAUUCUCAAUCAGGCUUCUAAAUUAAUUGAUCAGACUUGCAGAUUUCAUUUCAAAUGAAAUAUUUCCAUGUUGCUGCUGUGAUAAGUAGCAGUAUUUAUAAUUUACAGUGAAAUCUUGCUUUAUCUUGUUUCUAUCAAAACUGAAAACUGUAUACCAGUACAAACCUGGGUGAUUAGCCAUUUUGGCCUUUAUUUAUAAUAAUCUUAAUUAAAAUCCAGUUAGAAUAUUUAGAUGCCUGCCGUAGGCGAUAAUGCUGCAAUCUUCUGAUGCUUACCAACAGGCCUGAUUUACAUUUCAGUUUUUUCCAGUGAUUAUUAUUAUUUUUUUUAAUCUCAGUUGUGGUACUGUAAAAUAAAACCUAUUUUACUUCUUCUUCCCAGGACUUCACAGAUGCUAAAGAAUAAUACACCUGAGUCUAUAUUAUCUAUGGCCUGCAAUCUUCAGUUCUUGUAACUUAUUCAUUCUACUGAUGGCAUUAUUUUUGCGUGUAGUUAUAUGCACGUGUGUGAAGUCAGUAAAAAAAACCCUGAUAAUAUGGAUGUAUAAUGGGAAACCAAGACAUAAGAGUUGAAGCAAGACCAACAGGUCCAGAGCUGAAUAGUAAAAAUACUGUGCUUCUGCUGCCUGUAAAAGUCUUCUGAAGUACUUGAAAAAUGAGUUCAUGUUGUUGGCUUGGGCACCAAUUUUGGGUGUACUUGGGAAUUGCUCACGCUAUGCUCACAUGCAGAAAACCCUUCAGAAGGCAUCUGUUUAGGUAGCUGCUCCUAUCAGUUUUGUUGUCUUGUUUGCAAAGUCAAGAGGUUGUCCUUUCCACAACUGUCUACUAAUCUACCCAUUUAGUAAGGAAUGUAUUGGGAUAGUCCACUAAUUACCGACUUUUUGCAAAGACUUUUCAAGCUGAUAACCUGCCAUUAUUGUGAGUGUCCCUGAUUAGGGCCCUGUGUCUUGAGGCUGGACUCACUAUCAGUUCUGCUUUAGCGGGUUUGCUACGUUAGCAAGCAAAGGUUUCAAGAUUAUUGAAAUUUGACUUGGUUACUGUUUGUCAGUUCUCGAAACAGUGAUUUUGUUUUUAGUGUUGCAUUUGCAUUUCCUUCCUAAAAAAAGGAAAUCCAAACAAACGAAACCAAAACCUUAGGAGUUAUCCCAAUGUGCAAUGUUUUAAAUGCUGCAUUCAUUAAUCUACAGCAAGUGUUGAAGAGAACAGGCACUCAUAGCUGUGAUGGUCGCAGAGAAAACUACAGAAAUAUUUUUGUGUGAGUGUGAAAAUGAGUUCUUCUAACCUUUCAGUAUGUAGUAUUUUAUCAGAGCAUGAAUUCAUAAUAAGAAUCAGUUUUCUGAUACCAUACUGAUAUGUUAUAUAUUUCUGGUACAGUCUUCCUUUGAGAUAUAGAAUAUUGCCAAUGCCCCUUCCUAGUUCUUGAAUGAAGGUGUUGAUAAGAGGUCUCAUAUAGUCACAUAGUCCUACAGUCAUAGAUGUGUUAGACUGUGACAUUUUCCUAUGCAAAAAAUAAGUGGAAGGCCUACAGUUGAGGAAUUUGAUGUGUGUUUUUGUUUUUGUCAUUAAAAAAAGGUGUUGUGACCUUGUAUAUUCUUGUUUGCUGUUAAAAAGAAGAUAAGCUUCCUUUAUGUUAUACACUGGAGAUCUAGGAUGGCUUGUUGAAGCGAAUGCUGGGUCGUGCUUUAUCUUUAAUGCCUCCUCUUUCCACUGGCUCCAUGAGAAGCAAUCCAGCAGGUGUGGUAACCUGGUAGUUUCUUCUUGGGUGUGAGGAGCGCUAAGUUGCCUCCUUUCUGAGGAGCCUGGUGAGAGUUCUGAGAGCCUCAUGUUUGAAAGGAGAAGGAUGUCCAUAGCUUCAUUCCCAUCUUGUUGUCUGUAGGAGACCCCCACAGAUCACUCUUCAAAUGGGCCAAGUGCAAGUUUGAUGAAUAUUUUGGGCUGGAUCCCUCAUGUACUGCAUUUAAAAGCUUGGGAGUGAUACGGUGCUAAGAAAUAUGUGAGUGCAGCUUGCCUGUUAGCAGUCUCCAUCUCACUGUUGCACUUUCUCCCUCUACUUCCUUUAUCUUUGGAAAGACAAUUUCUCAGGGUCUUUUUCCCUGAACAUUGAAAGCACAGUGUGGCUGAAGAGCUGCUUCCAUACUCCUGUUGAAGAAGAAGGAGGAGGAGAAAUAAGUAGGACAGAUGAAGGGAAUUGUUAACUCAAAAACCAUCUCUCUGUGGUUGCGAAGACACUGAGGUGUGGGUUGUUUGUUCUUUAAGUUCUCGGAUAGGUGUUGGGAUUCUAGCUUGGUCACCUGAUAAGUGGGUGUCUGUCAGUUUCCUAUUACUGUUGGCCCAUGCUUUUGAAAAUGUAGGUGUUACACUUGAGGUGGUGGUGUGAGCCUCAUCAAGUGGUCACAAUUUCCUUGCUGCCUUCCAGAUAGCUAAGUUUUGAUUCUUAGUAGCAUUUGGCCUUCUCUAGCAUUCUGUUUUGGGAGACACUUGAACUCCUCAGUGAGGGGCAGUAACUUGUAGACAACAUUCUUUCAGAGAAUUAAUUUGGUAUUUCCAGCAGUCAGUUUUCCCUGGGCAGGGAGCAGUGAUGUGAGCACCACGUAAGCAGGUGUAGCAUCUGACCUCUGCUACGUGUGUGAAUGUUCCUGGGUCACAACACAAGGAAGACGCCUGCAUUGUUAUCUGUGGGUGCCUGCAGAGGAGUGUCCGGAGGUUUGGAGAGUUGUCUUUGUGGCAUGGUGUGAGGAACGGGGUUUGAAGUUGCAGUUCUGUUUUUGGAUUUACCCAGGCAGCAGUGUUGGUAUAAAUGUAAACGUGAGGACAAAAGAGUGAAGUGGAAGAGGAAACCUGAAAAGGGACUGAGGAAAAAUUGCACGUUACGAAGAGAUGUAUGAAUGACAUUCCUACACGUCUGUGUGCUCUGUAAUUGCUGUUGAAUUGGUACGCAGUCCCUUGGUUACCAGGGAACUCAAUACAUUUAGCUUUUGCUAGAGGACUUCUGUUUGUUAGUUUGGUGUGGUUUGUGGGAUUGUUUGACGGGGAUUUUGUGUUCAAGGUUUGUCAUUUGUACAUGAGAUGACAAAGUUCCCCUUCCCCCUGACUUUGUUCCAGCUGUCACAGAGGACUUAGCCCCUUAGUAAUGCUGUAUCAAACCAGCAUGCCGGCUGUUUGUCGUGGUUCCAUUUGGUCUGUAGUUGUGUCUACAGACGUCAUUACAUGAAUGUAGUGGAUGUACUAUAUGCAGUACUCUAAACUUUGCAACAGAAACUGUUUUUUUAACUUGCUAAAAUGCAGUGAAAAUUUCCUAAGUUGGAAGUUGCAUCAAUUGAUUUAUGAGUAGGGCGACCUUUAAGGCAUUCCUAUAAUAACCUAGUACUCACUCUUCACAAGCUCCAAGCUUACUGUUGUAAAAAUUGGAAGAUGUGACUGAAUUUUAGUUUACUAGAUCUCUCGAGCUGAAUUCUCUGGACUACUAAAAUAAUUCUAUUACUAUAAUUUGGAAGGAUCACGUUGUUUGGGAUAUGAGAAUUGAAUGUAUGUUGAAGCUUUGUAAAAUUUCCUAAAUUACCUAUAGAGCCUGAUGUGAUUUCUGACAGAAAAAUAAGCCUCCUGCCUUAAAGUUCCUUCAGAACAAGUGUCAGGUUCUCACAUUUGAGAAUUCUAUUUCAAGAAUUAAUUUCAUUGAGUAGAGUGUGUUCUCUAAAAAGCUUUGUUUGUGGAGGCAUCAUCUAAUUGAAUGUAACAUGUUACUAUGCUAGACGUGCUUUUUUACACUUCUGAAGAAGUCUGUAGCAAAAUGAGGUGAGUUCUGUGUGUUGUCCUGUGGAGUCACUCAAUUUAAAUAAGAAAUAAAGAAGAGAAGGUGCUGCGCGUGAAGUAUGUGAUUAAGAUUGUUACCGGGUACCCUUAAUUAUUAUAAAUUGGUAUGUAUACCUUAAUCACUGUUUUUCAUAACUGAGCAUUGUAAGAAAUGACAAGUGAACUGCUAUUACUCUAAGGAUAGGAAAUGUAACUGAAAAUCUUUUUUUCUAUCUUAAGGCAUAAUGCCUUUUUAAUUUUUUAUUUCUUUCUUAAUAUGGGAGUCCAGAAGUUCCCAGUUUUAAUGAAUACUUCAACCUGAAGAUUUCAGAGUAGCUGCAGCCUUUCUGAAAUGCUACAAUCCAUUAUUUACUGAUGGUGGUUGGGAGAAGGUUUUUUUUCUGUUAUGUGUCUGAGAUGAGAUAAUGAUAAUUUUUUUAAUGUAUUGAAUGAAAGCUUUGUUUAUUUUUUCAUUUGUAAAACAAAGCUGUGUUUGUAAACAACAUUAAAAAACAUAAAGGAGAUAUUUUUUUGCUGAAGAUGUUAACUGAAUACCAAGAAUGAUCAGAAAGAGCAGCUCUUGUUAUAUUUAAUAAUGUCUUACUGUUUUCAGAGGAUAAUCGGGCUAAAAUCACCCAGCCCAUCCUUAGGACUUUGUUGGAUUCUUCUCGUAUGAUGAGGAUUUUUUUGUUUCUGGGAAGCAGGAGCUGAAAUUCCUGUAAAUACAAGUCUUCAUGUUUUUACCAGUGUAAUAUGGGAAGAUAAUGUUGAUCAGAUCAAACUGAUGUGGUGGUGUUUUACAGAAGUGCUUGGAAGAGGAGACUUGAUGAAAAAGGUUUACUUUACAGCCCAGUUCAUAGGGUGAUGUCCUCUAGGAAUGCUAGUAGAAAAAUCAAGUAGGGUUGUCUUGGUGAAGGUGGGUUUUAUACUGCAAUAACAGUGCUAUGGGAAACUGCAGAAACCAUUCAAACUAUAGAAUUAUAUUUAAAAAGAAAGGUAAGAAGUGCACAAAACUCUCCUAUUAGACAGAAUUUCUGUUUUUUUAGGUGGAAGAGUGUAGAGUUUGUGUAAUGCAGAGAACUUGCUUUCAUUGUUUUACUUUCCUUUGGGAAAGGCUACAGGAAAUAUUUUGCUCGUGUUUUGUCUCUUUGCUGCUGAGAAGGUUGAAGCAGUGAUGUUAUGCAGAACUGUAUUCUGAGCCUUAUGUUUUGUGAGAAUUGUAUUUUAGUAUUUUCCUUCCUUUUAAAACAUGAAGAUAAAUAGCUAAGGGGACGUGUCUAGUAAAACAAAGCCCAGUUUUGGUCACUUCUAGUUGCAUACGUUUUGUGGGUGAAAUGCUGGUGAAUGUCAUCGUGUGUGUGUUCUGUGUGUGAUGUUUGUAAUGCAGCAUCAACGGAAGCUUACACUUAAUUUGAUAAGAGCUUGGUCUGUGAUGUUACCAGGUGUCUGUUUUUAUUCAGUUUAGACUGUGACCAAAAUAUAUUGUUAAUUUAAAUAUAAAUAUCAUUACCUUCGUGUUUCAAUCCUCCCAUCUUCCUCCGUCUUCAGGUUUUACAGUCUUUAUUGCACUGAGUGUUUCCAAGGCUUGCCAAAAACAAUAAAUGCACACGGAUUGGUGGUUUCUAUGUGUACUACUUCCAUUUCUAACAUCUGUGUAGAAGUACAAAAUGACUGUUCUUUUCUUUGAAUGAGGCAUGUAGAAUGGAAGCAGACAGAAGAUGUAGCCAGACAUAAACCUUACUACGAUUUGUACCUAUUAGGAUAUGAUGUGUAAGCAAAAUGCAGAUAAAUUAAUUUUAAAUAACAUUGCUUUACUACCUUAGUUUCAUCUUGUUCCAUUGGAAAACAAGAUUAAGCCUAAAACAGAUAAAUCCAGGAUGAAAUGACUGAAUUUCACAUUCUGGAGAUGUCUUGUAACCAAGCGUCUCCUGAAUUUUCUACUUUGUUGCAUUAGUGUUAGGAGGUGCAGUGAAAACAGGCUUGAGAGAAGUCUGAAAUAUUCUUAAUUUUCUGUGGGAGAGUGGAAUUCUGUGUUUAUAUUCAUAUUUUUUGUUUUGAGUGCAAGAUACUAUUGGCUAGUGUGGCUGCCCGGUGAGGUGAUGAAGGCAGACAGCUUUGCUCGUUGAACGUCUCCUGUGUUGUGACGUUUUGAUGACUUUCAGUGUGACACCUAUACCUGUUCCAGUUUCUUCAGGCAGCAGCUCCGUGAGUCAUAAUCCUUGCAGAACACAGCUUAAAAUAAUCACUGAUUGUUUCCUUGCAAUUCUGUUCGCUGCCCACUGCAAAUAAACAAGAGCAGGAAUGACAAUAUCAUUUAAUCCUUUAAUGUUUGCUCUUGACGUGCGAAACAUUUUCUUGUAAUAGAGAAGUAAUCCAUAAGGAGGGUAGCUGCUCUUUCAUCUUCCUGAAUGCUAAAUGAGGCUAAGGCUUUUAUGAAAAGAGGGCAAUUUAAUGAAGAUGACCGAGUUUUGGAGUAAUGGAAAGCUUUUGUGUAUUUCUCUAAGUGAUGCAUGGUGCUUACUACAGCAGAGUUCCAAUGGCUGCGUUCUGUAGUGUGGCUUUGUGAGAUUAGCGUUCGUGAUGCUCAGAUGCCAGCAUGAUUGAGUGGUGCCAUAAAUCAAGACUUGUCUCCCUUAGUCUGAUUUGUAAAAUAAAUGCACUUCAUGUGUAUAAAUGUGUGUUAUGUCUGAAAUGCAUUCUCUGGUAUGUGUAAGGUUUUUGUUUUAGUAUUAUUUACUUGGACGUUUUAUUUGGUAACCUUGAGAUUAUACCUGAUACUGUGUUCACUGUCCUCAGUAGAGGGUAGUGGUAAGUGCAUGAAGGAAGGAGCAGUAACUUUGUCAAUAUCACUUGUGGCAGGAAUGUCCAAAUCAGGCAUUUUUCUUUCAAAUGCUUAUAAGAUGCUGAAUUAAAAAAAAAAAAAAAAAAAAGCAGUGAAUAAACAAGAACCCAGAGCAGCAAAAAUGCAUCAUCUUUUCUUCCCUUUUAGUUAUUACCGAGUUUACUUGGAAAUGCUUUUUAAUAACCUAUACUACUACUUUUUUAGCAAAGCAAAUUGGAUAAGACCUGAUAUUUCAAAAGGAAGUAGGGAGAGGCUUUAAAGGAUGUGAGACCUUACUGUUUCCAGAACGUGUUCUGCCAAGUGUCUUUUAGGCCUUCAUAAAUCAGGAGAAGGGACCUGUAAGUCAAUUUCUAUAAAGUGGGAAGUAGUCAGCCUUUAUAGAAGUUUUAGUGCUGGUUUCAGUCUGCUUUAUGAAAACUAUCUGUAAUAUAAGUACAGAAAUGGAUACGUAACUUACAUUUCUAGCUUAUCCUUUUUAUGUCUUGAGUUAACUGUCUAGUUCCUUUGUAGUAGUAUACAAAUGCCUACAGAUAUUGGAGCAAUAUAGUCUACCUGCUUAAAACAAAAUGUUGUGUAAAUAAAUUUCAAGAUGUAUUGAGGCUGUAUAUGCAUGAAUUAAUUUCAGGGUAGGUUAUGAACAAUUCUAAGAAAUGAUAUCUUUAAGAGUGAUACAGUAGAACCAGAGUUUAUGUAUGUGUAUGUCCUUUACAUGGAUUAAAUCUGCUUCUGUUUUCAGGAUGUGUAUGGAGUACUGAACAACAGCUUCAGUCAUCUGCUCAUUUGCUGUGCACCAAGAUUGCUGUGUUCCUUUAUCUUGUUAGCAGAAAUUGGGAGCGCAGAGGCGGCGAAGGCCUGGCUAUGGAAGAUGCUUUGUAACAUGGCUUAUAUCUAAUAAUGGUUCUAUUCCUUGUGGCCUUUUGGUAGCCCAUAUUAGUUUUACCAAGCAAAUGGCAUUUUUUUUUUCUCCCUAGAUUCAGCUGUUUAUUUUUAGGGAAUAGAAGUGCCCUGUGAAAUACCAUCCAAAAAAACCCCUGCUUUAUACCUUACAUUUCUGCAAGUGAAAAUUGGUGUGUAUAUGAUAACGUGACUUGUGUUUCGGUGAGGAAUUGGCCAGAGUUUGGACAUCGCUCAUGUGUGUGUCAUAGGAUGUCUGUGACUCGGGACUGAAGAACAUGCUGUUGCCAUAGCAAUGCAAGUCCUUUUGAAGGCAGAAUUCUUGGCAGCGCUGUUGCAUCUCCUGCGGUGCUUGGUGCGUUCAUCUGAAGGUAUGGAUGAGCGAACAGGUGCCGCGUCCUGGGGAACAAGUGGUCAGCCAAGUCCUUCCUAUGAAUCUUCAAGGGAAAAUGGCAGUCUUCAUGGAAAAAGCUCAGACCUCUCCACAGACAUAGAAAAGUUGAAACCACAAGAGGGUUUUGCAGACAGUCCUCAUUACAGUGAUCACUUGAAUGACAGUCGAUUAGGGCCCCAUGAAGGAUUGUCCCCGACACCUUUCAUGAACUCAAAUCUGAUGGGGAAAGCCUCAGAUAGAGGUCCAUUUCCAUUGUAUGGGAGAGAUACGGGAUUGCCAGGCUGUCAAACUAGUCUGCUCCGAUCAGAUAUGGGACUUGGAAGUCCGGGUCAGCUGUCAUCCUCGGGGAAACCUGGAACAACCUACUACCCAUUUUCUGGCACAAAUCAGCGCCGAAGACCACUUCAUGACUCGCCAGCUCUUGAUCCUCUACAGACAAAGAAAGUAAGAAAGGUGCCCCCUGGUUUGCCUUCUUCUGUGUAUGCACCAUCUCCGAGUUCUGAUGAAUUCAACAGAGAAUCUCCAAGUUACCCGUCUCCUAAGCCACCAAGCAGUAUGUUUGCUAGCACUUUCUUUAUGCAAGAUGGGACCCAUAACUCUUCUGACCUCUGGAGUUCAUCCAAUGGCAUGAGCCAGCCUGGCUAUGGUGGAAUGCUGGGAGGCUCCUCUUCCCACAUGUCCCAGUCCGGCAGUUACGGCAGCCUGCACACACACGACCGUUUGAGCUAUCCCCCGCAUUCAGUCUCGCCUACGGAUAUAAAUGCCAGUCUUCCUCCAAUGUCAAGCUUCCAUCGUGGCAGCACCAGCAGUUCACCUUACGUAGCUGCCUCACACACUCCACCUGUCAAUGGAUCAGAGAAUAUUCUGGGAAACAGAGGAAAUGGCGCUGGAGGCUCACAGACAGGCGAUGCGCUUGGGAAGGCAUUGGCAUCUAUUUAUUCUCCUGAUCAUACCAGCAGUAGUUUUCCAUCAAAUCCAUCAACACCAGUUGGAUCACCAUCGCCGCUUACAGGUGCCAGUCAGUGGUCUAGGAGUGGAGGACAAGCCCCCUCAUCUCCAAACUAUGAAAACUCUCUACACUCCUUGAAAAAUCGAGUUGAACAGCAACUUCACGAGCAUUUGCAAGAUGCAAUGUCCUUCUUAAAGGAUGUCUGUGAGCAGUCUCGAAUGGAGGAUCGCUUGGACAGACUCGAUGAUGCCAUCCACGUACUACGAAAUCAUGCUGUGGGGCCUUCAACAAGCCUAUCAGGUGGCCAUGGAGAUAUACAUAGUUUAUUGGGACCAUCCCAUAAUGGGCCAAUUGGAAGCCUGAACUCAAGUUAUGGAGCAUCUAGCCUUGUAGCAGCCAACAGACAAGCAUCAAUGGUUGCGGCUCAUCGGGAGGAAAGCGUCAGCCUCAACAGCAACCACGCCGUUCUUCCCAGUACAGUUUCUGCUCAGAGCACAGAACUAAAUCAUAAAACACAAGAGAGCUACCGAGCACUGUCAGGUGGCUUGCAGAGCCAGUCUGUGGCCAUAGGUCCAACAGAAAUCAAGUCUGAACAUAAGGAGAAGGAUGAAAAUAUACAUGAACCCCCCUCAUCGGAUGACAUGAAAUCGGAUGAUGAGUCCUCCCAGAAGGAUAUCAAGGUUUCAUCUAGAGGAAGAACAAGCAGUACUAACGAAGAUGAGGAUUUAAACCCAGAGCAGAAAAUAGAAAGAGAAAAGGAGAGAAGGAUGGCAAAUAAUGCCAGAGAGCGUUUGCGUGUGCGAGACAUCAAUGAGGCGUUCAAAGAACUCGGCCGGAUGUGUCAGCUUCAUCUGAAGAGUGAGAAACCACAGACGAAACUGCUGAUUCUUCACCAGGCUGUGGCAGUCAUCCUCAGUCUAGAGCAGCAAGUGAGAGAACGAAACCUAAACCCUAAAGCAGCCUGCCUUAAGAGAAGGGAAGAAGAAAAAGUUUCUGCCGUAUCGGCAGAGCCGCCAACACCACACCCAGGAAGCCACCCUGGCCUGAGUGAAACUACCAACCCUAUGGGUCAUAUGUGAACACCAGCCAGAAUUAUUGGUAGGAUACACAGAAGGUGACCUUUCUUCACAAGGACACAGACAACUAACAUUAUAUGAAGACACAAACCUGACAGGAGAAAACACUUGAAGCAAGAAACCCAAAUGCAAUCUUAUGAUCAAAGCUACUGGUCAACACCUGCAUCAGGAUUGAAGAUAGAGGAUCUUCAGAUAGAAUUUCAGCCCAUGAAAUACUCUGAACAUAUCAUUCUGUUGCAAGCAGUGUGUCGCUUCUGCACAAUCAGAGACUGUUGUGAUCUCUCCACUCAUUGUGGAAGUUGCCUUGUGCCUAAACUGAAUUGACAAAUGCAUUGUAACUACAAAUUUUAUUUAUUGUUAUGGAACUGUAAAGGUCUACAUAUAAAGGGAAAAGUUAACAUGUUAAAAGCUGAUACAAUUUCAGCUGGAUGCCAGCAUUUAUUAAAGCUGUUCACAUUCAGAGAACAAAGCAGUGACAACCGUCGACCCGUAGCAUUCCCAGCAUACCUAUUAGUGUCUUAAAAAAGGAAGGGAAAAGUCUUUUGUUGUCCUUUCCUCUCCUUUUGCCAUAUGACUAGUGUUUUCCACGCAAUAGGAAACUAUUCCUUGGUAUAGCUUUUUUUAUGUUAUUUUUGGUCUCUGGUAAUCUGAACAGUUAUGGUCAUAGUUACCCUUCCAUACUGAGCUCCGUGUUUCAGGCCGGUAAGGGGCCUCCUGAGCAGGCUCCAGGCAGGAGCAGUACUGUGACCAUAACAUUUCGUAGAUUUAAAAAUUGAUUUUUAUUUUCCCUCAGACUUUCCUCAAAUGUUUUUUUUUCUAAUUAUAAACAAAACCUUUUUAGGCUUCUAGGCUUCAUAGUAAAGCUUGUAACGUGAAGUGUAAAUUGGGUGGGGAGAAUCUACUUUGUUAGAGUUGCUUUGUUUUCCGAGCAGUAAGUACUACAUAUAGUACAUGUAAAGUGUUAGCUGUACGUAAGCACAAAAUGCAUUAAAAUACAAAGGAGAUUUUUUUCAGGCUGUAUUUUUGGUGAAUAGUAAAAUCCUAAAUUCACCGUGGCAGGUAGUGUGAUGACAUAGCCACCAGUAAGGUGGGCUUACUUACCUAAUGGAAUAUAAGAGCAAUGGUCACCAGUUUUUCCUUACUGUAUCCAUCAGUUAUCUUGUCAUUUUUGUAUGGCUUGUCAGUGGAGAAAAAUCAGUGUGAAUCAAAUGCAAACAAAUGACCCCUCCCAAGCCAUAUCAACAUUAAACAAUUAAAUGUUUCUCCACCAGAACAGUGUCCAUAAGUAUUCCUUUGUCACAAAUGUGUUGAGAUGGUUAAAAUCCCUUUGAACUUCCAUGGAAACUGUCUUCCACUGCAAUGACCAUGGGAGGAAACUUCCUAAGCCAAGGUUGUCUGAGCUAUUGUUUAUAUAGUGCAUCUUUCAUUACUGGUAAUUGGUUCACCAUACAAAACAGGAACAAAACAGUACUUUUUAUGAAGUCAUUUGAUUUGAAAGAACAAAAGCUGGAUCGUUAAAAUAAACUAAUGAAUUUAAGCUCACGUUUGCAAUGGUUCCUAACAGAACAGUUUGUGAAAAUAGUGGACUCAUUUCUGUUACUUUAAUUUGCAUAUACCAUCAGAUAACACCUGAUUAUAUCUGUGGCCUUGUUCUUCAUUUCAGUGUUUAUUGGCUAAACAAAUUUGUUGCUUAUGACGUGUGAAAGUGAUCACGUGCCACUGCCUGGCCUUUUUCCUUCUAAGCUUGUUGUCUUUUUGGCUAUAUUAGACUUUGCAGUAUGCCCAGAAGCUUUCCUUCAUAAAAUAGAAAGAAAAAAACAUUUGGCUUAUUUUUCACUGUAGCUAGUCUUUUAUACAAUAAUCUUGUAAGAAAAUUUCUUGAAUUCUAAAUAUUACUCUUUCUAGAUUUUUGAAAUCGAAAAAGUUUUCAGUAAAAAGUUUCUUACUUUAUUUUACUAUAUUAGGUAGUAAAAAUGUAGGGUUAUUUACCAUAACCUGUUCAUUAAUAUCAGAAAUUUACAAUAGCAUUGUAAGACCAUAGUAGGGUUCUAGCAUACCGUGUAGUACCUAUGGAGUAUUGUAAGAGCUAAUUGUCCGAGAUGAAUUGCUUCUCAUCUUGUUCUCCAGUUUCCAUUGUUGGUUUAUUGCAGAUUUGUACCCUGUGUCAAAUUUCAAGGUAUUGCUGAUAAACCUUUCCAACCAGCAGCAAGAAGUUCAAAAACUUUCUGUCAAUGUAACAGAAAACACUAUGUAUAUAACAUUUAUGUAGCAAUAAAUGUGCCAUCUUUUUUUAA
Gallus gallus (chicken) is the source of this 15777-nucleotide messenger RNA. RefSeq names its product transcription factor 12 (gene TCF12). Bases 11360 to 13486 code for a protein of 708 amino acids. Gene Ontology annotation, cellular component: transcription regulator complex. The record is from RefSeq and is a predicted model, not a curated record. Gene Ontology annotation, biological process: regulation of transcription by RNA polymerase II. The transcript is spliced from 21 exons. Gene Ontology annotation, molecular function: DNA-binding transcription factor activity, RNA polymerase II-specific; RNA polymerase II cis-regulatory region sequence-specific DNA binding; protein dimerization activity. NCBI's taxonomy places the organism in Eukaryota, Metazoa, Chordata, Aves, Galliformes, Phasianidae.